AAGAGUGCUGUACUACAGAGGGAGUUCCUCAUAAUAAGGAGGAGAGUUCGAGUUGGUUGGGUGUGGGGAUGGUUAGUAAAGCCUCGACAUGAGAAACCUCAACACAUUCCCGUUUUGGCUGUCUGAAACACAUAAUCUAAGACGCUUAAAUACCCUCAGUUGCAGCAAUGAGAAGGCGAAACCUGGAGAAGAUAUCUGUACUUCUCACCGGUGUUAUAUGCUUAGCAGUAAUCUUAAACAAAACCCACCUGGAAGAAAAUGGGGAAUUCAACAGCGUAGAUGCAUCUAAAGUAAUACGCAGUCAAAUUGAUGUAUCCUCGCCGUUACCUCCCCAACGUUCAGCUUGUGAACAGAAUGAGUCUGCUUCAAAAGUGGAUGGAUUUUCAACCCUGCCAAAUUAUAUCCAAGAUUUCCUGCUUUACCGCCACUGCAGGAGUUUUCCCAUGCUGUUAGACGUUCCUAAUAAAUGUGGUGGCCCUCAAAACUCAGCAGAUGUCUUUCUUCUUCUGGUCGUCAAGAGUUUGCCUGAAAAUUACGAUCGUCGUGAAGUCCUGAGGAAGACGUGGGCUCAGGAACGAACGUACAAGGGCGCAAAGGUCCGUAGGGUCUUCUUGGUCGGAACGUCCGGAACUACCUUUGAGAAAAAGAAGCUGAAUCAUCUUCUGAUGCUUGAAAACCGCGAACAUAAAGAUAUUUUACAGUGGGACUUCCAUGACUCAUUCUUCAACCUGACUUUAAAGCAGAUGCUGUUCUUGGAGUGGAUGGAACGGUGGUGUCCGCAAGCAAGAUUUCUCUUGAACGGCGAUGAUGAUAUUUUUGCCAACACGUUUAACAUGAUCGAAUUCCUACAAGGUCAGGAGGACAACGACGGAAGCAAACAUCUGUUUUCAGGGCAUCUCAUACAGAACGUAGGACCGAUAAGAGAACGCACAAGUAAAUACUUCAUCCCAGUGCAAGUACAGGAGUCUGAAAAAUAUCCGCCAUACUGUGGCGGUGGGGGCUUUCUUCUAUCCGGCUUUACGGCCCGAACGAUAUACAACAUGUCUCAUUCGAUUACACUGCUGCCCAUUGAUGAUGUCUACAUGGGAAUGUGUUUGGAAAGGGCUGGCCUCAAACCCGCGUCCCACUUCGGUGUAAGGACAGCCGGUCUAUCAUUGCCGUCAGCGGCCAUCGACCAACAUGACCCUUGCUAUUAUCGAGAAAUCAUUUUAGUCCAUAGAUUUUGGCCACUCCAGAUUGUUUUGAUGUGGAAUGAAAUACAAAACCCAAACUUAUAUUGUGGAAAGUCAAUGUUGUCAGUUUAAAUCAGUCCAUACUCCUAAAAACAGGAUCCGGUAUGUAUGGCAUUGUGCACUUUAUCUCUAACAUUGCAACUGAAACUAAUGCAACUGAUUGUGCACUCAUAUUAGUUACCUUGUGGUAACUCAUAUCUUUUUAUCUGGCCUUUUUUACAUAUCAUUUUAAUACAGCAAUUCCACGUAAAGAGGUUGAAUAAGAGACAGUAGUGUAUUAUCAAAGAGGACACAGUUUCAGCUCGUUGACUCAUGAAAACAAAUAGACUUUCACUGUACUGUUGGAAACAAGCCAGGAGGCUUUUAUAUAGAUCCAGAAACUCUGAAUAUGUAAGAGAUUGUUUUGUAUGUAAGAUAUUGUAUGUAUGUUGUCUUUAUAGUCUGUUUGAUAUUUGAUGUUUCUAAUUUAUUAGCUUGUUUGUGAUGUUUUAGAUGUGUUGUAGUUAAAAAGAAUUCAUAAAAAAUAGUGAUUUAUGUUUUUAUCUAUAUCUUUUUGUACAAAGUUUGCAAAAACCUUAUAUACAAUAAUGCCUUUAAUGGCAAGCAAGUAAAUGUUCGUGAAGUAGUAAGGGUGAGCGGGGCACAAACUAACACGGGUUUAGUAAUUGUAACAGAUCUUUAUCAUACUGUACUAUAAUUACACAGGGCCGAGCAAUCUGAGCUUAUGGUAUUUUAUCUUACUGUAAGAAGGCGUCUCCCAUGAAUUUGUGCAAAGUUUUGAUUUGUUUUUGUUAGGAUGUUUUGACUGCAUGAAAGUACAUUUCUUCAUCAAAUAUUUUUUUCCAAUUUCUACACUGUAAAAAGUACUUUGCUGCCUUAACAUUUUUUUGUUAAAUCAACCCAGAUUUACAAGUCAUGUCAACAACAAUGACUUAUAAAACUUAUUGUCACAACUUAUAAAAUAUAGUUGAGAAAAGUCAACUUAAAUUUAUAAGUUAUAACAACUCACCUGUAGUUAUAAAAACUCAUCUCUAGUCAAGAUAAAUAAUAGUAAGUUGAAAUGACUUGUAAAUCUAAGUUGAUUCAACAAAAAAGUCUUUUUUAUACUGUGUACAUUUUUUGUGGCCCUUUUAAAAAUAUCUAUAUGCAUUGAUGUGUGGUAUAGAUAGAUGUACAAACAAUAUCCAUACACUGUAAAAACUCCUUGUCGCACUUAAAUGUUUAAGUUUAAACAACUUGAAUUCAUUUUUUUGACUAAUUAAAAGUUGCUAUAAAUUAUAAAAAAAUAAGGUUGGAAAAAAUCCAUUCAACAGUUUUUUAUUGAUACCAACUCGUCAAGAAAGUUUAAAUGAAUUGUUAAUUCAACACUGAAAAUAAUUAUUCAAUUUACUCAAUUUUUUUUAGGUAAGUGGUCGCAAUCAAUUUAUCUAAGCUACAUUUAAACAAAAAAAUUUAGAAAAACAAAACACUUUUGUUUGAAUGUAGCUUAAAUAAAUUGAUUACAACCACUUACCUUAAAAAAAAUUGGUAAAUUGAAUGAAUCGUUUCAGAAGUUGUAUAAGUGCAACAAGGAAGUUUUCAUUGUAUAGACAGCAUAGUAUUGAAAUAUUUGAGUUAAAAAAAAAAUUUCUAGAAAGUGUUACAACAAACCCCUUGUCUGUUACAAUGAACCCCACACCUAUGGUGUAAGUUGUAACAUUUGCACUUCUGUCAUUUUUUGUGUAAUUGUAUGAGAAUGAUAGAAACAAACUUUAAGUGUUCAUUUGUAGAUGUGUUGUUUGUUUGUUUGAAAAUAUGAUUAAUCUAACUUGAAUAUUUUUUGAAUGAUUGAGCUAAAACCGCGCUCACCUACUGAUUUUUUUCUGCUGUAUAUAUUUUAAAGUGUCCUUGUAAAUGUGUAAAUAUACAUUUAAGUGCUAAAUAAAAGAAAUUAACAUAUGA
Molecule: messenger RNA, 3173 nt
Organism: Misgurnus anguillicaudatus (oriental weatherfish)
Lineage: Eukaryota; Metazoa; Chordata; Actinopteri; Cypriniformes; Cobitidae
Gene: b3gnt3.4
Product: UDP-GlcNAc:betaGal beta-1,3-N-acetylglucosaminyltransferase 3, tandem duplicate 4
Biological process (GO): poly-N-acetyllactosamine biosynthetic process; protein O-linked glycosylation
Cellular component (GO): Golgi membrane
Molecular function (GO): UDP-glycosyltransferase activity; hexosyltransferase activity
Source: RefSeq, a predicted model, not a curated record